This is a messenger RNA of Falco peregrinus (peregrine falcon), 2584 nucleotides long. RefSeq names its product chromosome 3 C18orf63 homolog (gene C3H18orf63). The transcript is spliced from 13 exons. NCBI's taxonomy places the organism in Eukaryota, Metazoa, Chordata, Aves, Falconiformes, Falconidae. The record is from RefSeq and is a predicted model, not a curated record. The coding region runs from base 28 to 2241 and encodes 737 amino acids.
CCACUUUGGAGCAAUCAACAAUAUAUCAUGAAUGACACCAGGCACCAGUCUUUGUUCUUUGUCAGUCUGCCAGAUCUACAAAAUCUCUGUGCCUCUACAGUAACACUGAGUUCUCAUAUACCAGAAACUGAGACAAGGAGUACACAGAUAAAGAUUUGCAGACGGUUAUUAUUCCUGCAUCAAGACAUCCUUUCUGCACCUGUUAUUGGAACACUAAAUCAAAUUUCAGUUGUAAUGGCGAUACCAUUUUACAAAUCAGGAAUAUGUCAAGCCUACAUAGAGAAACAAGGAGCUACUCUGGAAGCACCGCAAACAGUUAGUCCAGCCAUUCUCCAGACCUGUCUCUCCUACACACUUACAGCUAGACUUGCACCCAGAUGGAACAAGGCUGGUCAUCUCUUGGUGCAAGGAAAAGAUUUUUUGUCUCAUUCAGGAAGGCAAAAUGCUGUUGUUAUAGACCUCAGUGUAUCAGAGAGACAGCUUUGCAUCAGUGUGGAGCCUUGCUCAAUUCGGUUGCCACCCCCUCAGCUGGAAGAUUUUGAUAUUUCAACAAACACCUUAAAGUUAUUUGACAGCAAUGAAAAUAUAGUUAUUCACCGACAUUCCAUAUUAAGUAACUGGUGCUAUGUUUUGCCAAGCAUGAAAAUGGGUCAGAUCAUAAACAUCAGCCACAUAAUUCCUCCAGAAUCUCCUUUCCAUUCAUAUAAAGAAUUUCAGAUGCAUUGGAAGAAUCUGUAUGGAUAUAUUCUUCCAGAGGAUAUUGAAAAGACCAAAAUAUACUUCAGUGUUUACUUCAGACCAAUAGGGGAAAGGUUCUUUACGUACCCUUUAAGUUGUAUUCGAAGUCAGCCAGUGCAGUAUUUCCCUAGAACGGAUUCAGAAAGUGUGUUGAACUCUUUUCUUUCUGACAUCAAGUGUAAUCUUUCACAUCUAUGUGGAUUUCCAGUAAAGAUGACAAGUAAAGCACUUUAUGCUACAGAGGGACUCUCCAGGGCUCUGGAAAUGAAAUCGAAGCAUAUGAAAUUGGCGGGUGAGAUGGUUUGUGUGGUAUCCCUAACGCAGUCUCCUCUAAGGAAAGAGACUUUGCCUGGAAUUUCUUCACCUUGCAGUAUGGAAAACAGCCACUGGAUGGAGCGUUUGAUCAAAGAGCCAGAAAGCCAGACUUCUUCGAGUAGCAGUAAGGGUACAGGAAAGAUUAGCAUUGAAGCAACAGAGAAUUCAAUGAGGAAUCGGCAAAUACCUGGAGUACCAGAGUUACCAGCUAUGAAAUCUUUAGGAAUGCCUGUAAAUUCAGCCUUUGAACUUCCCCCCAGAAAUGUCAGCAGAGUUAUACCAAUUUUCAAAGGAAAGUUGAUGCAAAUGAAUGGAAAGACUGCAAACCGAACAGAUGGGAAGAAAAGAGGAAGUGCUGAAAGACAUUCACCAGUAAAAAUCAUGAGUGUUUCAUCUUCUAUGCUGACUGUGCACAAGUCCAGCAUAACUCAGGUUUGCAAACCUGUUCAAAAUAUGCCAGUCAAAAAUUCUAAUCAUAGCAAUGUACUUCAAGCUAUGAACACGAAAAGAUACACAAAACCUCUAUUUCAAUGGAAAACGAAGUCUGGUGGACAAAUGACUAAUUCUGAUUUUUCUAAUAACCCAGCUUCAGGUGAGAAUUCAAGUGAAGGCAAUUACAAAAUGGCAAAUUCUCCUUCCUUUCUUAAGAAUGUUGGGUUAGUGCUUCAGAAAUCAAACAUUUGUCUGAGUCUGGAUACAUCUACAUCUCCUAUUUCCAGUGCAAGAAGGGGAAAGAAGUUUGCAAGUCAAAAUACCAUGCAAGUUCUUGAAGAACAACAGCAGUCAAAGAAAGUACAUUUGCAGAUUUGUAAAUUAGACAAUGCAAUGACAAAUUCCAGUUUAUCUCGGCAACAAACAAAGAGAUCAAAUGGAGGAGCAGGGUUAAAUAUUCAUGAAUCUGUCUUAAAUGAUACAGCGCAUAUCGCCAAAAAUGAAGAAAAUAAAGCAGCAUGCUAUUCUAAGGACUAUGUCACUAAGACAGCCAGUCAUCUUUGCAAAUCUAACUUUGAACAGAUGAUUACAGGGAACGAAUAUCUGACAUGCGAAACACUGACCUCAAAACUAACUUCCUCUAUCAAGGAGAACAACAUGGAAGCAUCUGUAAAGAAAGGUUGUGCAAGAAGAAGACAGAAAGAAGAAGGUUAUUCCAAGUUAAAGAAAGCCAAAAGAAGUAAGCCUUCUAUUUAGGAUGUUCUGGAGUACUGAAAGAAAACUCUAGGUAUGCACAUUACAAAUUUUAAAUAUUAUUCUUUAUCAAAAUAAUAUCACUCGUUCUACACUUUUGGAUCAUGACAAUGAUAUCAGCUGUCUCUAAAGGAAUCACUUUACUGAACAAAUGGCUUCUACAGCAAAAUAAUGAGAUAACAGAAGCUAAUAUUCUUGGUUUUAUUGGACACUAGCAAAUAAAGCUUUGCUUUGUGUGUGUGUUUAGCAAGCAACGUUAAAUACAAAGGCAUCUUGUACUUAGUAAAACAGAAUUUGUCUUAAAUUUGUAUUUUGAUUGUCUCUUUUUCUUUCAGACUAUUAUAAA